This is a messenger RNA of Phaeodactylum tricornutum CCAP 1055/1, 1328 nucleotides long. It is a transcript of the gene PTD9, whose product is annotated as desaturase delta 9 desaturase. Gene Ontology annotation, biological process: lipid metabolic process. The transcript has 2 exons. Gene Ontology annotation, molecular function: oxidoreductase activity, acting on paired donors, with oxidation of a pair of donors resulting in the reduction of molecular oxygen to two molecules of water. The coding region runs from base 229 to 1230 and encodes 333 amino acids. The record is from RefSeq and is a predicted model, not a curated record. NCBI's taxonomy places the organism in Eukaryota, Bacillariophyta, Bacillariophyceae, Surirellales, Neidiaceae.
CUAAGAAAUACGUACCCCAAGGAAUAAGCGAUCGACUGCCACCUAAUUGCCCACAACCUCCUUGGAUCAUCAUCAUCAUCCUCCACAUACCACUGUCUUCGCAUAAACAGAACUCCCAGUCCAGACAGUCAGUCACCCUGCAGAACACAACACAAACUUGUGAUCCCGUGUGCUCAUAAAUCUUCAGAGCCCUCCUCGACACACUCUCCAAUAAUUCCAACACGAACCAUGGACUUGUCUUCCGAAAUGCUCCGUGAAAUUCCCGGGACAUUGUCCCAACACUACAAGGCGGGCAACCUGAACUAUCCCAUGAUUGUUUAUACUACGAUCGUACACACAGUAGCUCUUGUUGGGCUCUGUACGAUCCCACAAGCUUCCGCUGAAACGUUGCUCUGGGCCUUUGUCCUUUGGCCGAUCAGUGGUUUUGGUAUCACCGUAGGAGUGCAUCGACUUUGGUCGCACCGUUCAUACGAAGCCGCAUUGCCAGUCCGUUUUGUCCUUAUGCUGUGCAACUCCAUUGCUAAUCAAGGAUCCAUCUACCACUGGUCACGGGAUCACCGCGUGCACCACAAGUUCUCCGAAACAGAUGCCGACCCGCACAAUGCCCGACGAGGUUUCUUCUUUGCGCACAUGGGUUGGUUGUUUGUCAAGAAGGACCCCGCCGUCAUUGAAGCCGGCCGGGAAAUGGACUUUUCCGAUCUCCUGGAAGACCCCGUGGUCGCCCUACAGAAAAUGGUCGAUCCUUGGUUCGCCUUGUACAUGUGCUAUGUCAUGCCGGCACAAGUCGCUUCCUACUUUUGGGGCGAGAACUUUUGGACCGCCUUCCUCGUUGCCGGUGGACUCCGGUACUGUUUCGUCCUCCACUGCACCUGGCUCGUCAACUCGGCCGCACACUUGUACGGAGAUCACCCCUACGAUCUUACCUCCUACCCGGCCGAAAACCCUUUCGUGAGCUGGUGUGCCGUCGGAGAAGGAUGGCACAACUGGCAUCACAAGUAUCCCUUUGAUUACGCCGCCUCUGAAUUUGGAGUUUCGUCCCAGUACAAUCCGUCCAAACUCGUCAUUGAUGUUCUGGCAUCGGUUGGUUUGGUGUGGGGACGAAAGCGUGGUACUGCCGCCUGGGCUAUGGGACGCGCGCGGAGAGAUCGGGACAUUGCGCAAGGCAAGGAAAUGCCGAAACAACCCCCGCGACCGUGGGAAGUUCGUACCGUCGCACGCAAGAUUGCGUAAUGCACACCGCGGUAGAUUGCCAACUUUCCUUUUUUUUCCCAAACCUCCUUGCCUACUUGUAUACACACUUUAACCAUAAUAAUUGGUUGAAAGAGUCU